AUGUGGAAAUGGAUACUGACACAUUGUGCCUCAGCCUUUCCCCACCUGCCGAGCUGCUGUUGCUGCUUCUUGUUGCUCUUCUUGGUGUCUUCCGUCCCUGUCACCUGCCAAGCUCCUGGUCAGGACAUGGUGUCACCGGAGGCCACCAACUCCUCUUCCUCCUCCUCCUCCUCUUCCUCCUCCUCCUCCUCGUCCUCCUCCUUGUCCUCUCCUUCCAGUGCGGGGAGGCAUGUGCGGAGCUACAAUCACCUCCAAGGAGAUGUCCGCUGGAGAAAGCUGUUCUCCUUCACCAAGUACUUUCUCAAGAUUGAGAAGAAUGGAAAGGUCAGCGGUACCAAGAAAGAAAACUGUCCGUACAGUAUCCUAGAGAUAACAUCAGUGGAAAUCGGAGUUGUUGCCGUCAAAGCCAUUAACAGCAACUAUUACUUAGCCAUGAACAAGAAGGGGAAACUCUAUGGCUCAAAAGAAUUUAACAACGACUGUAAGCUGAAAGAGAGGAUAGAGGAAAAUGGAUACAACACCUAUGCAUCCUUUAACUGGCAGCACAAUGGCAGGCAAAUGUAUGUAGCAUUGAAUGGAAAAGGAGCUCCCAGGAGAGGACAAAAAACACGAAGGAAAAACACCUCUGCUCAUUUCCUCCCAAUGGUGGUCCACUCAUAG
Molecule: messenger RNA, 660 nt
Organism: Arvicola amphibius (Eurasian water vole)
Lineage: Eukaryota; Metazoa; Chordata; Mammalia; Rodentia; Cricetidae
Gene: Fgf10
Product: fibroblast growth factor 10
Exons: 3
Coding region: 1-660 (219 amino acids)
Biological process (GO): positive regulation of gene expression; positive chemotaxis; positive regulation of protein phosphorylation
Cellular component (GO): cytoplasm
Molecular function (GO): chemoattractant activity; type 2 fibroblast growth factor receptor binding; growth factor activity
Source: RefSeq, a predicted model, not a curated record